AAAGCAGCGACCGGAAGGCGCGGUGGUCUCGUUGAACGGACAGGUCGCGUCGGGGAAGCGGAGCCGUCAUGUCGCCGCAGUUCACGGACGAGGAGUUUCAGAGCGCGUGGAGGGAGCUGGACGAGCCGCGGCUGGAGGGAGGAUGGGAGCUGUUCGUGGAGACGAUGGGGGUGAAGAUCUACCGGCUCUACGACAAGGAAACCCGUCUGUACGAGUACAAAGUCUUCGGCGUGCUCGCCACCUGCACUGCAGAGCUGUGUGCAGACGUCUACAUGGACCUGGCCUACCGGAAACACUGGGACUCGUAUGUGAAAGAGCUCUAUGAAACGGACUUCAGUGGACAGACUGCGAUCUACUGGCAAGUGAAGUACCCGUUUCCUCUGUCCAACAGAGAUUACGUGUACGUGAGGGAGCGGCGAGACCUGGAGGUGGACGGCAGGACGGUGCGCGUGGUCCUGGCCAGGAGCGCGCCGGACCUCCCGUGUGCAGAAAGCGGCGGCGUGCUGCGGGUCAAAGACUACAAGCAGAGCGUCGCCCUGGAGAGCGACGGAGGCUGCGGGACGAAAGUGUUCAUGAAUUACUUCGAUAACCCCGGUGGCAAUAUUCCUACCUGGCUGGUGAACUGGGCAGCGGGGACCGGGGUCCCGGACUUCUUAACCAACAUGCAGAAGGCCUGCAGCAAAUACGGCGACUACCGCCAGAAGAAAUGACUCCCGGCGUUCUGGCUUCCCCUCCACGGUAUCCUCGUGCUGUACGUGAUCAAAUGUGACUCCCCUGAACGUGGCGUGGGCGUCGACUCGUGGGCGCGGUGGGCGUCGCCCGGCGUGUGAAAUCGAUUCGGUUUUUAAUUGUGCCGUAUUAAUCAAUACUCUGGUCUCCUUGUUGCUGUCGUGUGUGCAAUCAGCGUGAGCUUCGGCCCCUGAGGGAUUUAGGAGCUUUCAUUAAACCUUUUUAAUUUUUUUUUAUUCGUGUUGAUUUUAAAAUACUAAUAUAUUUGAUUACUUUUGGGUUCUAUGCGGUGGAUCAAUGAUUAGUUCAAAUUGCAGCUUUCGUGGAUCGGAUUUCAUCAUUUUACCUCGUUUUAAAUUGGUUUACUAUGGUCUAACCUUAGACCCAGGACAUGGUCUAACCUUAGACCCAGGACAUGGUCCAACCUUAGACCCAGGACAUGGUCCAACCUUAGACCCAGGACAUGGUCCAACCUUAGACCCAGGACAUGGUCUAACCUCACACCCAGGACAUGGUCUACAAAACCUUGAAUAAAAACAGAUUAGCACUUCAGUGGCAUUUGAAUGGCACUUACUUAUGGCAUUAUGGUAUUACUUAUGGUAUUACUUAUGGUAUUACUUAUGGUAUUACCUAUGGCAUUACUUAUGGUAUUACUUAUGGUAUUUUUUUAGUUUGGCUUUCUUGAAGAAACAUUACUUUCUUGAUUCUUGUUCUUAGUUUGUUCUUGUGGUUUUAUGCACUAAUUCUAAGUCGCUUUGGAGAAAAGCGUCAGCUAAAUAUCAUGUAAUGUAAAAGAAGAAGAAAUGUGUGAUCCAUUUUUCAAGUCUGAUUUUUACAAAAUUAUUUCCUGUGUUUGCAAUUAGAGAACGAGUAAAAAUCUUUAUAAGUUCCUGAGAACUAUCCUGGAAAAAAUUUUGUUUUUAAUUCGCGAAAAAAACAACACCAAAACUCUUGUGGCCAAAAUUAGUAUUACAACAAACAUUUAAAAUGCACCUGACAAACCAACGUAUUCAUAGAUGAAAAGAAACAAAUACACUUAAUUUGUUUUCCGGUUAAGCAUAUAGAUAUUUCUCUUUUCAUCUAUGAAUACGUUGGUUUGUCGGGUGCAUUUUAAAUGUUUGUUGUAAUACUUGAGCGAGAUGAGCGUCGUGACGGAUGCAUCCGGUCAUUUUUCAAAAUAAAACAUCUUUAAGAACUUGAUAAUCAAUCAAAUAUGUUUUCCAUUCAUUCUUUCUCUGUGUUACUGGGGAUCUUCUUGCAGGAACUUGGAAAGAUGAUUCUGAUUAAUCCUGUUUGUCAUAAAGAAAGAACACUAUUCAGAAUACGAUCACUAGAUUAUAAUUUCUUCUUUGUUUUCCUUUUCCCUCUUAGGGCGUCCAUAUGAAUGAGAGGGAUGUAAUGGGAUUUGAUUUAUUCUACUGUAUGUUUUGGUCACUGGAAUCUUUCUACGGUCCAUUUUGGAUUAAUUAAUUAAUUUUAAUGAAGUGGAAAUUACAUAUUUGUACUUGGGGAGGAACUUUGCCUGAUGAGCUUCUCGUGAUUCAUUUUCAUGCGUUCAUUACUGAUGCAAAGAUCAUGUUAUAAAACUCUAUGCUGAUUUAUUAUGGACACAAAUGAUCAAAGAUACAAUCUAUCUGAGUCAAUAAUGUAUUGAUUCAGGCUGUACCUCAGUGCUCCUGUUGAUUCCGGUGAACGUGGUUAAUCUGGUCACGAAAAAGCCUAUUACUAUGUAAUAUUGCUGUGUUAUUGGAAUGAAUAAAAGUUUAAUUUUAAA
Cyclopterus lumpus (lumpfish) is the source of this 2503-nucleotide messenger RNA. It is a transcript of the gene pctp, whose product is annotated as phosphatidylcholine transfer protein. NCBI's taxonomy places the organism in Eukaryota, Metazoa, Chordata, Actinopteri, Perciformes, Cyclopteridae. The transcript has 6 exons. The record is from RefSeq and is a predicted model, not a curated record. The coding region runs from base 69 to 710 and encodes 213 amino acids. Gene Ontology annotation, molecular function: phosphatidylcholine binding; phosphatidylcholine intramembrane carrier activity.